AUGCCACCGAAGCCGCGGGGUGUGACCCUGGAGUACAUCCGUCAGUUCAUAGACGAUGUGGGAGGACGAUCCAAGCUCCAAGGGCUGUCAACAUCCGACGUGUGGACACAGUUCGUCGCACCUACCCUGUCCAACCCGUCGCGCGGCAACGACGACGCCAACGAGUCCUCGACGGCUACAUCCUUCCGAGCUGCCGAGUGGUGCGUGUAUCAUGGAUGGAAUGACCUGUUUCUGGCCGUAGUGGAUACCCUCGAAUCGUGGCGCUCAUCGUUGGACACACCUCGGUCGUUUUGGCUGCGCGUGUUUAACCAGCCGUUGCACCUUUUACCACCAGCUUCGGCCGACACGGUAUCGUCGUACAUCAGCCAAAUCGUCCCAGUGGUGCCCAAUAUGCUCGUUCUUUGGCCCCAAGAGGACCCGUCUACUCUACUCUCGUGCGAGUGGAGUGCCGCUGCCUUGGCCGUCGCCGCCACCAACUCGAUCCACGUCGACGUCACGGCACUCGUAGUCCCGCGCAAAGAAAUACUCGAUGACACUGCACUUCUUUCAAGGACGCCUCUUUUAGAUGCGUAUGCCACCUCCACAGCUGCCAUCACAGGGCUUCCCUUCGACGCCGUGUCUAGUGCAUCAUCUCCUUUGACCGCCGCCGCCCGUGCCUUCCUUCUUCGCAGCCUCCACGCCGCCAUCGACCGCGAAAUUCAAACGCUCCCGACGUCACUCGACCAAGCCCAUGCUUCGUACGCGUUUGGGUUGGUCCUUCACAAAUCCGCCGACUUUAUCGAGUUGGCCAAGACGUACUACGAGCGUGCCACCUCUUCGUUUCCUCCCACGAGCCGCGAGUACUUUUCUGCAUGUCGGCAACUGGCUCUUGCCCAGGAUGCCAUCACUACAUUGUUGCUACGAAAUGACGAUCUCCAGAACGCACACACGUCUUGUGCCACAUCAAAGCUGCAAUCGAUUUUAGAGUCGCAGCGAUUGAUAUUUGGUGACCAAGACAUGGACACUAUCGACACGAUGGUCGCACUUGGGUACGUGUACGCUUCCCACAGCCAACCAAGUUUAGCAUGGCACGUUCUCGAUAAGGCUAUGCACCUCCGCCUCGAGUGCUUGCAUCAACAACAUCAACCUUAUCCCAAUCAUCAUCUAUCCACACUCCACGUCAUGGAGCUACUCGCGAGCCAAUCGUUUGCGCUGCGCCGAUAUAAACAUGCCGCCGCCAUCUACUCGACGUGUCUACUUCAUUACGACAAUGACCAGCACCACCAUGAGGAUGUGAUAGCUCGACUUACAUGCGCAAACAACCUGGCGGCCGUAUUUAUGUGUCAGGGCCAGUACAACAAAGCGCGGCCGCUCUUGACCGAAUGCCUUGAGCAGGACAUUUUGACGUUUGGAUUGGACGACGACAGGACCCUCAUGAGCAUGGCUAACGUCGCCGAAGUGCACCGAUGCUUAGGCGAGUACAUGCACGCGGAAUGGCUCGUACUGUCCAUGUGGGAUCGAGCCAAGGAAUUGUAUGGCGACUCGAGUGAUUUGGCCAUCCUGGGUCUGUCGACUUUGGGGAUGGUAUACCGCAACCAACGGGCAAAAGAAGCGUCCGAGUGCUUAGAACAAGCGUUUUUAACCCGAAAAGCCCGUGCCAGUUCUGACCUACGUGGCAUAAGUACCAGCACCACCUCCAGCAAUACCGCCAAUAACAGUAGCAGCAGCAGUCUCAUGUUGGCCCACAAGUCGUUGUACCAGUGGUUUAACUAUCAAGUGGAUCAUCUCCGGUUCGAAAGUCUGACCAACAUCAACGCAUUUGAGGGCCAUUUGGUUGGUCUUGGGUGUGUAUCUGAGACAUGGCGAAACGAAUUCUGCCAUGGAUGUGCGUCCGAAAUCGUGGGGGACGUGGCCACGUGCCCGCACUGUGUCCCUGCAACGUUCCAGUAUUGCCGGCCGUGUGCGAACAAAUCGAAACAACGUCGAUGUGCCCAUAACGUCCGUUUUGUUUUCCGGACACCGCCCUCCCGGUACCUUCACGAACAACGCCUCCAGCUGCUGGCCAUGACAGACCAACAUGCACUGUACGACGAAUGCUUUGAACGAUAUGACGCGUAUUGUGUCGAAAACAGUGUCACAAAUCGACGCUUGCAAGCGCGACAAGAUCAAGCGAUCACAGCGUCGUGCUUUGGGUGUGCACCUGCAUGGUGGAGACGACGGUAGCGGUUGUACUACAGUAGUAGUACUAGUAGUACUGUAGUAGUUGGAGUAUCAAUGUACUAUUGUGAAUUCGUCCA
This is a messenger RNA of Aphanomyces astaci, 2276 nucleotides long. RefSeq lists its product as hypothetical. The coding region runs from base 1 to 2202 and encodes 733 amino acids. The transcript has 3 exons. Gene Ontology annotation, molecular function: protein binding. Lineage: Eukaryota; Oomycota; Saprolegniomycetes; Saprolegniales; Verrucalvaceae. The record is from RefSeq and is a predicted model, not a curated record.